AUGCCCGAUGGAGUGAGCAGGAUGCUUCGAUCCUCGUGCCGGUCAGCAUUGAACGGAGAAUCUCUCCCCGUCACAAAGAGCCCGUCCGACGAGGUCUUCUCCGGGUCCACAUGCAAGCAAGGCGAGAUCGAAGCAGUCGUCAUAGCAACCGGGGUCCACACUUUCUUCGGCAAGGCAGCCCAUCUAGUGGACAGCACGAACCAGGUCGGACACUUCCAGAAGGUUCUGACAGCAAUCGGAAACUUCUGCAUAUGCUCGAUCUUCGUCGGAAUAAUCAUCGAAUUAAUCGUGAUGUACGCUAUACAGCACCGUAAGUAUAGGGACGGAAUUGACAAUCUGCUUGUUCUGUUGAUCGGAGGGAUCCCGAUUGCUAUGCCGACCGUUUUGUCUGUGACAAUGGCGAUCGGGUCACAUAGGCUGAGAUAUGCAAUUAAUGAGUGA
This is a messenger RNA of Erythranthe guttata (spotted monkey flower), 441 nucleotides long. The record is from RefSeq and is a predicted model, not a curated record. Lineage: Eukaryota; Viridiplantae; Streptophyta; Magnoliopsida; Lamiales; Phrymaceae.